Messenger RNA from Stegodyphus dumicola, 1278 nucleotides. RefSeq lists its product as uncharacterized. Lineage: Eukaryota; Metazoa; Arthropoda; Arachnida; Araneae; Eresidae. The record is from RefSeq and is a predicted model, not a curated record.
UAUUAUUUUCCAAGAAUAAUAGAAAAAUUUCUUAGUACAAUUUAUUUUGGCAUCACUUAUUGCAGUAAUGUUAUAAUUGGGGGUCGUUCGUUGGAGAAAACGGCAUUACCCAAAAUCCUCAUCUCCUUUCUUCUCGCUUAAAAGCAGGAGUGAUAAUUCGUUAUGAUUGUUUGUAUAUUGAAUUUGUUCGUACUUUCCUGUUAAAUCUGUUAUCUGUUAAACAUGUAUGUGUGCAUAAUUUUUUUCAUGAACUUCUUUAUAGCAAAAUAUUUGCUGAAGGGCUUUAUAUUUUGCAAGCUAUAUAAUCCCCAAAAUAAGGUUUUUAUAUACAAGGGAGAUAAUGCCAUAAAACAAAAAUUUUUCCUAGGAAUUAGUCUUGGAGUUAUUAUAGCAAUCGCCAUCCUGUUUUUUGUAAAUGUUUCAUAUUGCAUAGUGUAUACUGCAUCAUUAAUUUCUUGUUCAUAUUAUGAAUGUAUAUGGAAUUUAAGUGAUAAAGAAGUUUUGAAAUUUUCUGAAUAUAACAGAUUGAGUUUAGGAUACGGUGCCGCCCUAGCGUAUUACAAAAACUAUUUGAAACUUUUCAUACCACAUAAGCUAAUAGAGCGAAUAAAAAUUUUUGAAUCGCAUCAUCAUGUUCAAGUUCCUGAAAAACUGUACAUAUUAGUUCCAAAAUCAUGUAUAGUGCCGUCAUAUAUAAGCAAUAAUGAUUAUAUUGAGAGGUGUCGCGAAUUGCCAGCAUACAAAAAAGAAGUAGCUGGAAUAGAAGGAAGAGUUUACAAUAUUACUGUUUAUCAAAUCAGGGCUGAUGAACAUGACAUUGGAUUUCGCUGUGCCCUUGAAUAUGCCCAGCCGUUAAAAAAUCUGUCAGCAUAUAAAAAUGAAAAAAUUAUAACAGAAGAAGAAAUGCAGCAUCAACGAGAAUUAUUCUGUUCAUAUCUGGUAGAUUUUUUAAAUGAUGAAAAUCAGUCUUGUAAAUAUUGUACAAUUUUAACCUUUGAUGAUGAAAAACAGAAAGUGCAUGAAGUUUUACUGGAACAAUUUUCAAAAGAGUAAUAUAAUUAUAAAACUGACAUGUAUGGGGAAACUGAUAAAUACAGUAUUGCUUUCACCAUUGGAUUAACUGGGAUUUUGAGUUAACCAUAGACCUCAACCAAGCAUUACUCUGGCUAAUCUAGAGUUGAUUGCAAUUUUCUAUUUCAACUAGAAGUAAUGUUAUAAAAUUUCUGUUAUAUGUUAUUGCCAAAUUGCAGAAUAAAGUUUUAAUUUUAUAAAACUAAA